Messenger RNA from Scleropages formosus (Asian bonytongue), 3010 nucleotides. RefSeq names its product WW domain containing E3 ubiquitin protein ligase 2 (gene wwp2). The record is from RefSeq and is a predicted model, not a curated record. Gene Ontology annotation, biological process: regulation of monoatomic ion transmembrane transport; protein K63-linked ubiquitination; proteasome-mediated ubiquitin-dependent protein catabolic process. Gene Ontology annotation, cellular component: cytoplasm. Gene Ontology annotation, molecular function: RNA polymerase II-specific DNA-binding transcription factor binding; ubiquitin protein ligase activity. Bases 104 to 2734 code for a protein of 876 amino acids. The transcript is spliced from 24 exons. NCBI's taxonomy places the organism in Eukaryota, Metazoa, Chordata, Actinopteri, Osteoglossiformes, Osteoglossidae.
GUGCACCGCGGCGGCGACGUUACGUCAUGAGUUGCGUCAUUGAGGCGGAAAUGAAAGUUCGAUAGAGCCAGCGGUCCUCUGCGGAAAUAAGGGCUCUUGCAUCAUGGCAGCCGCCAGCGUGAGCAGACCUGGUAUUGUCCAGACCACAGAAAAAUCCCAAUUAACCCUGAAAGUGCUCUCUGCAAAGCCUCAGUCCCCCAAGCUGCCCAGCCGUCACUCUCGCCUCAGCUCCUUUGUGGAGGUGACCGCCGAUGGCCUGACCUGCGAGACGAAAAAAACGGGCAAAUGUAGCGGCCAUCCAGAACUGCAAUGGAACGAGGACCUCACUCUGAACGUGACUCCUCAGAGCAGGUUGGACUUGAAAGUGUGGAACUGCCACACGCUGAGAAAGGAACUACUGGGCAGUGCCACCAUUGACCUCCUGGAUACCCUGCGCUCUCAUGAUGGCAAGAUGGAGAAUCUGCAGCUCAGUCUGGUCUUGCAGACAGAGAACAAAGGUGCAGUUGUAGCUGGAGGAGAGCUGACCGUCUGUCUGGACGGCCUGGCUGUUGAUCUGGGAUCGCUGCCCAAUGGCAAUGCUGCGACAGGCAAGAUGCUGCAAACGGAUAAACAGACUGACACGCAGAGCCCACAGAGGACUGAGAGUGAAGAGAUAAGCAUCACAGACAGCCCCCAUGGCAGAAGUCAGAGACAGUCAGCGGGAGGGUCCAGGGGAGGAUCUUUAGCCAACGGAGUGAUGACGCAGAAUGAAGGUCCCAGCCCAGGACCCCACAGUCAACACCGGCAGGCCAAGAACCCUCAGAGUAGUCCAGGGAAUGCAGGUAAAUGUGAGCCAACCUCCAAUGGAGUGGAGAAUGGACGCAGCAGUCCAGGUCCCCAUGUGCCUCCCAUGUCCAGGACAACAGCCCUUUCAUCCAACACCCCCACAUUAGUGGGAACCCCCAGUUCAGACAGCGGAGCCCCACCCCCACCAGAGGAGUCCCCACCACCCAUCACAGACCAGACCAAUAGGGAGGAGUCUCUGCCAAAUGGCUGGGAGCAGCGUGUCCUGCCCAAUGGCAGGGUCUACUAUGUGGACCACAACACCAAAACCACCACCUGGGAGAGACCCCUGCCUCCUGGCUGGGAGAAGCGGGUUGACCAGCGCGGACGCUUCUACUAUGUGGACCACAACACUCGGACCACCACGUGGCAGAGGCCCACGGCUGAGUCGGUGCGCAACUACCAGCAGUGGCAGUCACAACGCAGCCAGCUGCAGGGGGCCAUGCAUCAGUUCAGCCAGAGGUUCCUCUACCAGUCUUCCGGCGUGCUUGUGGAAAAUGACCCUCUGGGCCCACUGCCCUCGGGAUGGGAAAAACGUCAGGACAAUGGGCGCGUGUACUUUGUCAACCACAAUACACGGACCACCCAGUGGGAAGACCCCCGGACCCAAGGGAUGAUCCAGGAGCCCCCUCUCCCCCCAGGCUGGGAGAUGAAAUACACCGCAGAGGGUGUCCGGUAUUUUGUGGACCACAAUUCCCGCACCACUACUUUCAAAGACCCUCGACCAGGGUUUGAAUCAGGGUCAAGGCAGGGUGGCUCACCUGGAGCCUAUGAUCGCAGCUUCAGAUGGAAAUAUCACCAGUUCCGCUUCCUGUGUCAUUCCAAUGCCUUGCCCAGCCACGUGAAGAUCAGUGUAUCCAGACAGACGCUGUUUGAAGACUCGUUUCAGCAGAUCAUGAACAUGAAGCCUUACGACCUGCGCAGGAGGCUGUAUAUCAUAAUGAGGGGAGAGGAAGGGCUUGACUAUGGAGGCAUUGCCAGAGAAUGGUUCUUCCUGCUGUCUCACGAGGUCCUCAAUCCCAUGUACUGCCUCUUUGAAUAUGCCGGAAAGAACAACUACUGCCUGCAGAUCAACCCAGCCUCGUCCAUCAACCCCGACCACCUCACAUACUUCCGUUUUAUUGGACGAUUCAUCGCAAUGGCGCUGUAUCAUGGGAAGUUCAUUGACACAGGCUUUACUUUGCCAUUCUACAAGCGUAUGCUCAAUAAGAAGCCGACCCUAAAGGACCUGGAGUCAAUUGACCCCGAGUUCUAUAACUCCAUCAUGUGGGUCAAGGAGAACAAUCUAGAGGAGUGUGGAGUGGAGCUGUACUUUGCUCAGGACAUGGAGAUACUGGGCAAAGUGUCCACGCACCAGCUGAAGGACAAUGGCGAGAACGAGCUGGUAACCGAGGACAACAAGGAGGAGUAUAUCAGCCUGCUUACGGACUGGCGUUUCACCCGCGGGGUGGAGGAGCAGACUAAGGCCUUCCUGGAUGGGUUCAAUGAGGUCGUGCCUCUGGAGUGGCUCCGCUACUUUGACGAGAAGGAGCUGGAGCUGAUGCUGUGCGGAAUGCAGGAGGUGGAUCUCAGCGACUGGCAGAAGAACACCAUCUAUCGCCACUACACCAAGAACAGCAAGCAGAUCCACUGGUUCUGGCAGGUGGUGAAGGAGAUGGACAAUGAGAAGCGGAUCCGGCUGCUGCAGUUUGUGACGGGAACGUGCCGUCUGCCCGUCGGGGGUUUUGCGGAGCUCAUAGGGAGCAAUGGGCCACAGAAGUUCUGCAUCGAUAAGGUGGGAAAGGAAACCUGGCUACCCAGAAGCCAUACCUGUUUCAAUCGUCUGGACCUGCCACCCUACAGGAGCCUGGAGCAACUAAGAGAGAAGCUGCUGUUUGCCAUCGAGGAGACAGAGGGCUUUGGGCAGGAGUAAGGGGGUGGGAGGCAGGGCCAGGAGGGAGGAGGCAGGGUUAGAUGGAGAGCGAGGGUGCUGUAGGGAUGGGGAUAAGUUGAGUAGCUACUGCGUGCACUCACAUACAAGCCAUAUGUCCCUCUGGAAUCUUUCAGAGGGUUUGGACCUCACAACUCACCUCCCACUGGUCUCCAGCAUCAGGAUGUGAUCUCUGGACUCAACACCCCACACAAUCUCUUCCUCUGUCUUCCUCCACUUUCUGGCAACAGCUCCUCCUUACUCACCAAGAUGUAAAAA